UGGAUAUAAUAGUCGACAUGGAAUAGCUUAUGCUGACUUUGAAACAACUGCCCAAGCCUUCUCUGCCAUGAAGUCUCUGCAAGGUUAUUUGUUUGACAUGCAUGACCGAUACUCAGUCAAAUUGGACCUCCAGUUCCUUCCUGGUCCGUCCAAGAUCUGCUGCCUUUUGUAGUUCUGUAUGCUAAUGGGAAACCAUAAGAUGAAGGCCCUUGUGUUUCACUGAGGACAUGGGCUUAGGAGCAAAUAUGGAACUUUGGCUUAUCAGUAUUUUCAAUGUUUUUCAUGGCAUUCAUGAAAUUUAAAUGUAUCAUUGGAAUUGAGUUUACCUCAUGUCAGGCAUCAAGGUCAAGAUCAUAUUUCUGUGAAAUGCGUUGAAAGGAUUCUGACGAUAUUGUCGUUGGUGAUGUUAAGAGUCGCUGAAGAACUUAUUGUGUUAGACAUUGCUAUUCAUCCAAGACAUAAAAAGCAAAUGAGACCACAUCAGUUGGCAGGUUUCCACUUUCUGGUUGUUUCAUGAGUAUUGUUCUUUGCUAUGCUGGAUACGGUCAUAGGUGUUAUUGUGGUGAUCUGUUUCCUGCUAGUACAUUGUUGUUUGCAAGCUUGUAUGUUUGUAGAUAUUGAAGCAACUUUGCUCUUUGAAAUGCUAGUGUGAAUAUAGUUUGCCCAGUUGAAGUAUUUCCACUGCCCUUUACACUCACGUCACCUUUGUGUUUUUCUUUUCUUUAGAGACUCCUUUUCUGGGUAUUCUGUGCAUGAUUAGAAGCAAAGAACAGUAUUUGAAUUUGGACUGAAUUUACUGUAGGUGAUAUUUCUAGUGUAUCUCUAGUAGCUACUAGCUUUAUGCAUAAAGUUUCAUUACUACUUGAAUUGGAUUAUACCAGGUGAAAUACAGAGCUCAAUGCCAAAAAUAAGGAUGCCUAGUAAACCUAGGAGAAAGAAUUGAUGAAUAAGGUGCCUAUUUUUUCAUCAAUUACUAUGCUUGUGUUGAACAAUUAGUGGGUUGACUACUACAUAAUGGCCGCUGCAUUUUAUGAUCAUUAUAGUUCUCCACAUGUAACUGUCUGUGCUUCUACUUAUGAUUGCCUUGUAUGCAUCCCACAUUUUUCUUGUCCACCUUGCAUGGGGCUUAUAUGCAACAUCAGCAGAAGUGCUACUUCAAUCGAGCAAAGAGCACACAAUUCUAUCGAGCAAAGAGAAUAGAAAAAGAGUGACAUAAUAGUUCUUGAUUCGGAUGAUGAUGAUGAAAGCACAGGAGCACACAAACAACUGACGCCUGAGAAAAAUAAACAGCUGAUACCAUCAGAACAGGCUGGUGCUCUCAUGAGAGUGGUAAUCGAAGGAACUGAUGAAGUAAAUGAGACAAUGCAUGAUAGAGACCAAAACAGUGAAAUUGUUCCAUAUAGUCCAAGUGCAACUUUAAUGAAUCAGUAUCCUUCGGCCAGCUAUCAACCAUCAGCAUUUCUGUUUGAGAGAGUUAUAUUGCAGAAAAGACCUGAGGAAUGUAUCCAUGAUCUGGCUGUUGCUACCCAUAAUGAGAAAAUAGCAGAAACACAAGUUUCCCCUCCACUUCCUAAGGAGAGAAAAAAACGAAAAGUUGAUCCAAGCUCCCAAGUAGAUGGGGAUGUUGAAAUUGUGCCAAGAAAAGAAAGAAAAAAUGAAGCAAAUCCAGCAGUAUUUGAUUUGCCCUCAGAACCUUACAAUCCUCUGGGGUAAGACGAGCCUAUGGAGGAAGAUGUGCCUAUGGGGGAAGAUGAGCCUAUGGAGGAAGAACAUAUACAAGAAAAGGAAAGUGAUGGUCCUGAAGAUUUUUGCAAUGAGUACUCAGUGGCAAUUGAAAGCUCUAAGCUCGACACACUUGAAGAGGCAGCCAAUGAGAAAGAGGUGAACAACGUCUGCAAUCAUGAAAUGCAGAUUCAUGAAGAUCUGGGCCAUGUAUGCCGUGUCUGCGGUAUGAUUGUGAGAAGGGCUGACACAAUCAUUGAUUAUCAGUGGAGAAAGGCAUCAAGGUCAAGAUCAUAUUUCUCUGAAAAGCGUUCAAAGGAUUCUGAUGAGAUUGUCACUGCUGAUGUAGUCGCUGAAGAACUCAAUGCGUUAGGCAUUGCUAUUCAUCCAAGACAUGAAAAGCAAAUGAGACCACAUCAGUUGGCAGGUUUCCACUUUCUGGUUAAGAAUAUAGUAUCUGACAAACCAGGAGGUUGCAUUCUAGCUCAUGCCCCUAGUUCGGGGAAAACAUUUAUGCUGAUUAGUUUUAUUCAGAGCUUCUUGGCAAAGUAUCCCUCUGGAAGGCCUCUCGUUGUACUCCAAGGCAUAUUAGGUACAUGGAAACGGGAAUUUCAACGGUGGCAAGUGGAGGACAUACCUCUGUAUGAUUUGUGCUCUGUCACAUACCACUCAGAUCAGUUGGAAAUCCUUAACGCUUGGCAAACCAAUAGGAGUAUCCUCUUGGUUGGAUACACUCAGUUCUCUUGGAUCAUUAAUAGUGAUGGGGGUGUCACCGUCGCAGCUGCAUGCUGGGACAUGUUGCUUAUGGUCUCUAACCUACUUAUAAUGGAUGAGGGCCAUACACCUAGGAAUGAGUCGAAUGUGCUAGAAUCACUGUGCAGAGUACAUACUCCACGUAAUGUGGUCCUUACACUUUCCCAGAAUCACGUCGUAGAAGUGUUCAACAUCUUGAACCUUGUACGCCCAGAGUUUCUCAAGAUAGUAGCAUCUCAUCCUAUACUUUCCCAGAAUCACGUCGCAGAAGUCAUCUCAUCCUAUCGUUGAUAAGUAUCAAUAUCAGGUCACAGGAUUUCAAAAGGGGUCUCUGAUAAAUUCACCGAGUCAGUAGAAGAGACCCUACUGCAUGAUGAUAACUUCACGAGAAAAGCACAUGUCAUUAGAAGUCUUAGAGAACUAUCAAAAGAUUUGCUUCACUACUACACGGGUGAUAUCUUGGAUGAACUACCUGGCCUAGUAGACUUCGGUGUCUUCUUGAAACUCAGCCCCAAGCAGAAAUAAAUCGUUCAUAAGUUGGAAGCCUAUGAGAUAAAAAAAAACGCAGUAGGAACUGCCCUGUACAUGCAUCCAUGCCUGUCAGAAAUAUUAGAAGUUGAUGCUGGAGAUAGGGCUUCCAGCUUGACAGGUGUAACUGUUGAUAGUCUGGUCCGGUCUAUCAACGUGGCCGACGGGAAGGCCAGAUUUUUCACCAAUAUCCUGGCACUUGCGGAAUCUGCGAGAGAGAAGGUCAUUGCAUUUAGUCAGUACUUACUUCGCAUGAAUUUUUUGGAAAGGCUAUUGGUUAAGACAAGGGGCUGGCAAGUAGGAAAGGAGUUCUUUGUGACCCGUGGUGAUAAUAAAUCUACUUCAGAAGAUAGACAACUGACAAUGGAUCAGUUUGACAACUCUAUUGAUGCAAAAGUCCUGUUUGGCUCUACCAAGGCAUGUGGGGAGGGCAUCUCCCUGGUCGGCGCAUCAAGAGUCGUCAUUCUAGAUGUUUUGAACCCCUAUGUUACCCGUCAGCCAGUAGAAGAAAGUGGGCUCAUAGCAGCUGAUUCUCUGGAGGAGAACACCUAUGAAACUGCAUUGAAGAAGGAGGUGAUACCAAAGCUGUGGUUUGAAUGGAGCGAGCAGCACUGCAAGUCGGAGGACUUCCAGCUGAACGAAGUCGAUAUCGACGACUAUGGGGAUGAGCUGCUGGACAACAGGAGGAUGUGCCCGGGCAUCAAGGCUUUGUAUGCAAGUUGAAGGCAGGCUGGAUAUUGUACAUAUACCAUGUAUAUAUGGCUUUCCGAUCGUUCCAGGUUGUCAUUGUUGUCAAGUAAGGCUCCUCUAGAACCAAAAGAAAGACUUGACUUGGUACCUCUUUGCAGAUACCUUUUAUUGGUUCUUAGGGGCCUUCUCUUCCUCCAGAUGCAUCAAACACUCUACAUGUUAAAAGUCUACAUCCUUGCACGUAUCCUUUUAUGCAUAUGAUUCUCUUGCUAUUAUUGUUUUGAGUUUAUUUGUCAUUUUGUUCAUAACUGAACUAUAUUUUAUGUUUAUUUACAUGUUCUUACCCAUCUAUGUCUUAAUCUUUUCUUUUCUGUUUUUGUUUUCACCAUUUAGUGCUUCAGCUCCUUGACUCUUGCUUCUCUACAUAUAUUUUGCCCUUUUACUGGGUUCUGUGAAGUAAGGCUGGUCAAAGAGGAUAUAAUAGUAGACACGUAAUAGCUUAUGUUGUCGUAGAAACUCCUGCCCCAGCGUUUUUCUGCUAUGAAGUCUCUGCAAAGUGAAUAUAACAUUUUUGUCAGCCUAAGUUGUGUCUCUUACAUUCUAGUAUCCUACUUAAUACUAAUGUCACUAAAUCUUUUGAAGUGUCAUUUGCACAUCCUUUGCAUUAAUAUCAUUGGGUGCCGAAAUUGUGACUCUUA
Aegilops tauschii subsp. strangulata is the source of this 4391-nucleotide messenger RNA. The record is from RefSeq and is a predicted model, not a curated record. Lineage: Eukaryota; Viridiplantae; Streptophyta; Magnoliopsida; Poales; Poaceae.